CUCUUUUGUUUUGUCUAUUGAAUUCCCUUUGCCAAGAAAGACGCAUUACUGAACUUCACAGCGCUUUCCAACGGCACGCUUGAACGACAUCACCCGACUGGUACGCCCCUCCACUCUCCUCACGCAGCAGUAACAUUCAGAAACGAAAAUACACAACAUCAAAAAUACACGGAGAAGCAGGAUCGUACACAGUGUUCUUCGUCUUUUUCUUUGGUUGUCCUCUCCUGUAGUACCUUUCAGCAGCAAAAGGCACCUGCAAUUCCGUCCUUGUGGAUAUUGGAUUGAGCCACGUCUUACCCCAAGGACGAUAGGAUUGAUCGGAACCAUCUGCUUCCCUUUAAACUUUUGGAUUUUUGGUCGAUGCUUGGGGAAAAAUCGAGAAAGCAGCAGCUCUUUUUUGCCCGUUCUGGUGGAAUUUUGAAUUUUUGGGAAGAAUUGAAAUUCUAGUUUUACCCCUUUCCCGUUCAAACUUUACUCAAUUUCCCCCCCUCAACCCUAAUUUAUGAAUAUAAAUACUCUCUUUGGAUUUAAUGUAAGGAGUGAUUUGUAGGAGAGAAAAUCAUUGGCAGGAAAUUUUCUUUUUAGCAUCAAGAAUAGUUUAAGCAAGUGGUGAUAGUAAUAUAUAAAUUAUAUAUUCGAAGGGGGAAGAAAAGUUUCAGUUUUUCCGAGUUUCAUACUCCCUGUCGGCUCAACAGUGUUCCCCAAGAUGAUACGAGUUGCCGCUCAAGCCACAAAUUUUCUAUCCGUACUCGACUCUGUGGUGAAGUUGCUCACGAAAGCUUCAGUCUCAGAAUGCUGCCUUAAAAGAAGGAAACCUCAAAUCAGAUUUCAUAUUUUUGUGUAUUGGCAUGUUUUGACCAAUGAAUUGAUUAGAUGUUAGUAGACUGGGUUGUUUCGACUUCGUGCUGACUUCAGAUAAGUAGCAUACAUUUAAUUUUUUUCUUAUAUUUAUCAAGUUAUCUUUCAGUUCCUUCUCUCUUGUGUCAACUCGUCUUGUUUCGUUCAGUUGAUUGCUUGUUGGUGAUUAUGAAUAUGAACUGGGACUAUUUGUUCUCUCUUGUAUUUAGCUCGCGAUAUGACUUGAAUAUGUAUGUGGAUAUUGGUAGGCUUACCACUCUGUUCUUAUUUUGGACUUCCAUAGCAUUGUUGUCCUCGUCUUUUGGUUUUUUUUCUCGAUCGGAAGUGGAAAAGUUUUUUUUUUGUUGUGGAGCCGACUGUGGAGAGUGUCUUUAUCUGUGAAUUAUUUGUGAUAUGAUUUACAUAAAAUGAUCAUUAAAUGAUUUAGUUUCUGAUCAUCCGAAAGAAUACGAUAGUUUUUCUAUCUUGUAUCAUUUAUUCGUUUCAUCUUGCCUCUUAUAAAACUGGUAGUUUUCAUCCUAGUUCCUCUAAAGUUUUCACUUCAAAAUUUUCUUGCUUUGCUUAUGUGUUAUUAUUUUAGAAAUUUUUUUGACUCUUUGGCAGCUGUGAUUUAGUAAAAGAAUUUUGCAGCUUUGUUCUUGUUGUUGUUGUUUUCCUUGUGUUUGAUGCUUUCCCCUUAGGUCUCAAGUUCUUGUUCUUUCAUUGUUAGAAUGAUUCACUGUAACAGUAGUGAUUCAGCAGCGAAGCUCAAAGUCCUCUUCCAUAGUAAUCCCUCCCGAAGUUGAAGUCCCCUCCCCAAGUUGAAGUCAAUUUCAUCUAAAAUUGGUCAAACAAUGAACGAAUCAUCUACAUCUUUGUGGAUUACCAGAGGGUCUUUUGGAAAAUCAAAACAAGUUAUACAAGAACAAACCAUGGAAGAGCUGAGAUCAAAGAAAAAAAACGACCCUAUGGCAGUUCAACAAGUUAUAAAAAAUGCCAAAGCCAGAGGUGUUAAAAUUGUACAUGGAACAAGAAAGAGGAAACAUGUUAACAUUGAAUCAGAGGAUAAUGAUUCUGAAGUUGUCGGAUCUGAUGAAAUUCAUAAUCAUGAGGUAGUCAGAUAUAUUUGCAAGAACCGUGAAAAAAGGACAAUUCACAUGCAAUGUUAUACGCAAAUCAACACAUUGAAUGAGCAUCAGAAUAAACUGCCUCCAAAUCAAUAUAAUCGUAUAUGUGGAUCAUCGUGUUUUGCAAUGUUAACAGCAAUGAGACGAUGUCACAUGCAAGCACAAUUGUUUAGAUGCAUUAUGUUGAGGGAGUUGGAAGGUAGUUCUGUGAAUGCAAUACUUUUUUAUAUAAAUGGCACAACGCUUCGAUUCACAAUACGGGAAUUUGCCAUUAUUUCUGGUUUGAAUUGUUCUGAUAAUGCUGCUGACUUCUACUUUGAUACUGAUCAACCCAAUAGAAUCAUCGAUGAGUAUUUUUCAGGAAAUUCUCCUGUCACUAAAGCUCGUUUGGCUGAAGCUUUUAAAGCAAAGGUAUGGGGUGACAAUCAGGAAAAUGCAUACAAGUUUGGGAUUCUAUAUUAUAUACAUGAGUUUAUCAUGUCCGCAGAACCUACUACAACAACAAUAGAUAGGUUGGACUUUGAUCUGGUUGAAACAGGUAGAUUUAUGGAUUAUCCGUGGGGUUGGAAGGCUUCUAAUGAACUUGCUAAAUCCAUAAACAAUAAGAUAAAGCCAUGUGGACAGUACUACAGAAUUCAGGGUUUUCCACUUCCAAUGCAAGUUUGGUUCUAUGAAUGUUGCUCGUAUAUUGAUGACAAGAUUGCUGUCAAGGUUUCUAGUCACAUUCCUCGGAUUAUCAAUUGGGUGACUAAGAACGACCAUCUUCGGUUUGAUUAUUUCAUGAAAACAAUUUUUAAUGAUGCAGAUAAUCCGAUUAAGUUCAGAAAUAUUGAGCCAACAGCGAUGGAAAUUAAAAUCCUCAAACUUCCACCAUCGACAGAACAAUCAAUUUCUCAGGGCCUGCAGAAUGAUCACAAUAAAGUUACAGAUCCGGAUGAUGAUUUCCAAAACCCGCCCAGCAUAACAAGCAGAAAAGGAAAAGAAAAAGUUAUUGAAUGUUCUUCACCGAUUAGGAAAAAGAAAAAGCAAUCUGUUACAGUCAUCUCCAUCAACAAAUCCUCAACAAAGGCAAUUAAGACAUACACACGAAGAUCAAUGGCGCGCAAAGCCACACCUUCACAGUCCAUCAAUAUCAACAGUGUUGCGAAACACAGUGAUGCAGGUACGUCACACAACAAUGAACAUGUAGAGCAGAAAAGUGUACAAGAAAGAACACAAAUGGGGCAAAUUAAGAAGUCAACAAGCAUUACAAUUUCGCGUGAUGAAUUUAAAGCAUUCAAAAAAUCGGUCAAGGACGAGUUCGCUGAUUUGAGAAAAAUGCUUGAAGACAAAUUCAAAACAGUGUUGGAAGCCAUGAAUUCAAAGGUUAAUGUCGUCGAUGAUGAUCAACAAUCACCCAUCGGAGGUAUUCAUCACCAGCCCACAUACACUCCACAUGAACCUCAAAGUCAAUCUGCAAAUUUGACUGAACAAGAGAUGUCAUGCAAGAAACGCAUAUCACUCGUGUUCAUCAGUUAAAUACCAAGUCUUCACAGUUAGGUGCACAAAAAAACCCGAUAGGUCAUCCAAGUGCAUUAAAAGAUCGUGAGUUGGGAGAUAACUUGCAUGAACUAAAGCAGAAUUCACCACUGUUGGAUCAAGUUGUUUUGGGUGAUAAUUUGAAUGAUGUAAGUGGCACUGCCUCACAAGAUCAAUUAGUGUUGUAUGCUAAUGUGGAUGCCCAGCAAAAUGCCCAAAGGGAAACUGAAAGUAGCUCAAACAGUCGGGUAAUAUAUAACAUAUACAAUGCUGCAUCUCACGAGCGUAUUGUAGAAGCAGAGGAGUCUAUUAUAGUUGCAGCGCCUAUACAAAUGGUAUACAUGCCUGAUUCGAACCAGGAAACAGUUGUAACUUAAUCACAGGAUGAAUGCCAAACCAUCUUCUUCCAAGCGUGAACACAUUGCAAAACAUUGUAUUACAAAAACAAGUUGAAGCUGAAGUAACACCCACGCCAGCUGUUAGGCAUAGACGCCCAGGUCCAUUCAACAUAUCUCCGUACAUGACUUCGUUUGGGUCAGAUGCUGGUAGUCCGUCCCGACAACCAGUUGUGUUUUACAUGAAACAUCCUUUUGUUUCAUUGUCUGAUAAGGAAGAGUCUGAUUUGUUUUCAAAUUUUUGGAUAUGGCUGAAAGAAGACUUACUCGUCAAACAUUACAAAAAGAACUAUGCGGAGGAUCGCUACAAGAAAGGAAAGGCAACAUUAUCACAAUUGUUUAAUUUUUAUGUAGCGACAAUUGACAACAAGAAUUGGUUCUACAAUAUCGGGUUUGAGCGCCAGUUGAUUGAUAACUUGCACAUAGAUGUCUUAUUCUACUAUAUAAGGAAAAAGGCCAAAUACUCCAACAGUAGCACAUACAAAUUCACAAAUCUAUGUUGCAAUUUCAACUCUGUUCUUCUAAAUGCUUGGAAUGCAUAUUAUGGAAUAAAAGGUGACCUUUCUAAGGAAGUCUUAGACGAGAUGAUUAUUGAUUAUAUUAAUGGAUACAAGAUGCUAGCGUAUACAUCAUGGCACACAAUCGAUGAUGUAUUCAUCCCGGUUAACUUAGAAGGCAUGUUACAUUGGAUUCUGAUUGUCAUAUCUUUCAAUGAUCGAUGCAUCAAGGUGUAUGACUCAAUCAACAAUUCUCUUCAUCACUCGUUUGUUGUCAAUCACAUCAAGAAGUAUGCAUAGCUUAUACCAAUGUAUCUUGUAAAGUCUGAUUUCUAUCUGAAGAAAGGUCUAGAUAUUGCAAGCCACCAUCGAUAUCAAGGUCAUACCGUAUAUGAUUCAUUCAAAAUUGUAUACGUGGAAGACCUUCCCCAACAACCAGCUGCUAGUUUGGACUGUGGAGUGUAUGUUGCGUCAUACGCGGAGUUUUUGAGUGAGAGGAAAGACAUUCCAGCAGAUUUAGACCCAGAAGAAAUUCGCCUUAGAUACGGUGCACUGUUGUGUAAUUACGGCAAUCAAAAGAUACAAGCCGGAGCUGUCAAUGAUAGUGAAGCGCCUUUAAAACCCGUCAGGAAUCGCACAGAAAACAACAGUUCUGAAAGGAUUACAAUCCUUUAGUUUUAUACCUUAGUUGUAGCAUUGUUUUGGUUUUUAGUUGACAGUUUAAAUAUUAGUUGAAGAUUCUUAACAAUUUUACCAUAACUUUUGUUUUAAUUAACUCGUAAUAUCAUUGUCCUUGUUUUGAACUA
Molecule: messenger RNA, 5180 nt
Organism: Solanum lycopersicum (tomato)
Lineage: Eukaryota; Viridiplantae; Streptophyta; Magnoliopsida; Solanales; Solanaceae
Source: RefSeq, a predicted model, not a curated record